AAACCGAGUAAAGACUGGGUAACACAGCGUAGACAAGUCAAGAGCCAAUGGGAGCAGAACAAAGCUUUCUACUCUCAUGGCUUUCUCAUCCCAUGAUAAACACUGCUUCCUUUUCCUCUCUUCCCCUUCAGUCUUCAGACAACAUGUUUCUCAGAUGAUCCCUCACCCCAGUGCUGCCAUUUGUCUCAGUUGAGCAUAUGCAAUACAAGAGGGAAAUUAAUGCUGACCAGAUAUAUGCAAACCAGUUGCUAGCUAACUUGUACUGCUCCAUAUGCCAUUUGGGGUCUCAGCAGAACAUGUUGCUUUGAAGAGAGAAUUUCAAGAGCUGAAAAAUUAGAUGGAAAAUGCCAAGUCUAGGAUAGCUAUGGCAGAAGCUCUACACAUGGAGCAGAUAAUUGGAGGGGUUCAGAAGUCUAAUUCCAUAAAUUCAGCACAAGAGAAGGAAAGUAGGUAUUUGGAAAAGAGAAAUUCAUUGGGAAGGACACCAUUGAUGCCUCUUCAGUCGUUUUACUGUCCAAUCUCUUACGAUAUUAUGGUGGAUCCUGUGGAGACUUCCUCUGGCAGGACAUAUGAAAGAAGUGCAAUAGAGAGGUGGUUUUCUGAAGGGAAAUCUCACUGUCCCUUAACCAUGUUGCCUGUUGAUACUUCAAUCCUGAGGCCUAAUAAGAAUCUGAGAGAGUCUAUUCAAGAAUGGAAAGACAGGAACACAAUCAUUACCAUUGCUACUAUCAAAUCCAAACUUGAAACAAAUGAAGAAGAUGGAGUGCUUCAAUCGUUAGAUGAAUUGCAGGACCUGUGCUUAGAAAGAGAGGUGCAUCGAGAAUGGUUAAAAAUCGAGAAUUACACUGCUGUUCUUAUUGGCCUUCUUGGUUGUAGAAACUGUGAAAUAAGGAAGCGUGUUCUGCUCAUCCUGUCUUUGCUUGCAAAGGAUAACGCAGAGAACAAGGAGGAUAUUGCUAAAGUGGAUACUGCACUUGGAUCAAUUGUUCGCUCACUUGCGCGUCAAAUUGAGGAAAGGAAGCUGGCCCUGGAGUUGCUGUUGGAGUUAUCUAAAAGUGACACGGUGUGCGAUCUCAUAGGAAACAUUCAAGGAAGCAUACUUCUCUUGGUAACAAUGUUAAAUAGUGAGGAUGUUGAAGCAGCAAAAAAUGCACAGGAGGUGCUAGAUAACCUCUCCUUCCUUGAUCAGAAUGUUAUAGAGAUGGCAAAGGCAAAUUAUCUUAAGCCUAUACUGCGCAAACUUUCUACAGGACCAGAAAACAUCAAGAUAGUCAUGGCUGAAACUUUGUCAGAAAUUCCAUUGACUGACCAGAAUAAAUUGUCCUUAGUCAAAGAUGGGGCACUGCAGCCUCUUCUUCAGCUGCUCGUAAAUAACGAUCUUGAAAUCAAGAACGUGGCUGUCAAAGCUCUACUUCAGCUCUCAAGCUUACCAGAGAAUGGCCUGCAUAUGCUUAAGGAAGGUGUUGCUCAACCACUAUUGGAAUUGCUAUACCAUCACAGUUUUCAGUCAACUACUCUGCUAGAACAGGUUGUUGCCACAAUAAUGCAUCUUGCCAUAUCAACCACACACCAAGAAGCUGUUGCGGGACAGGUUUCAUUCUUAGCUUCUGAUGAAGACACAUUCAAAUUCUUCUCUCUAAUUUCUUUGACGGAACCUGAGAUACAGAACAAGAUUCUCAAAGCUUUCCAGGCACUGUGCCAAUCUUUCUCCGGCUUCUCGAUCAGAAACAGGUUGAGACAGAUCUCAGCUGCUAAAGUAUUGGUCCGCUUGGUAGAGCUUAAUACCCAAACUGUGCGGGUCAAUGCCUUGAAGCUUUUCUAUUGCUUGACUGAAGACGGUGACUCCAGCAACUUCUCAUCACAUAUAACCAAAACAUUCAUUGAAAUCUUGGUCAACAUCAUUGAGGCUUCUGAUGAUGCAGAAGAGAUGGUUACUGCUAUUGGUAUCAUGGCUAAACUACCGCAGGAGUCUCACAUAACACAGUGGCUUCUAGAUUGUGGAGCACUUCAAACCAUGUUGACUUGUCUUACUGAUCAACACAAGCAUCUCUCACACAAAAAGCAAGUUAUUGAGAAUUCUGUUGAAGCUCUUUGUCGUUUCACUGUCUCCACAAAUCUGGAGUGGCAGAAGAGUGUGGCUGAAAAGGGAAUAAUCCCAUUGCUGGUGCAAUCUCUGGUUUCUGGGCCUCCUAUUUCAAAACGAAAUGCAGCAAUUUCAAUCAAACAGUUUUCAGAAAGUUCAUUUGGCCUGAGCAAGCCAAUAAAGAAGCCGGGCAUCUUCAAACGCUGCCUUGUUGCCCUCGAAACCGGUUGUCCAGCACACCUAGGCACCUGCACUGUUGAGUCAUCAUUCUGCAUUUUGGAAGCUAAUGCCUUGGAGCCCCUCGUGCGGAUGCUUGCAGAGGAAGAUGUUGGAACAUGUGAAGCUUCCUUAGAUGCAUUAUUGACUUUGCUUGAUGGUGAAGCACCAAACAGUGGAAGUAAAGUACUUUCAGAUGCAAAUGCUAUCACACCAAUGAUAAAACUAUUGGGUAUUCCUGCUACAAGGUUGCAGGAAAAAGUUCUGGUGGGUUUAGAAAGAAUUUUCCAACAAGAUGAAGUGAAAAAUAAUUACAAAUCUUUGGCCACAAUGCCCUUGGUAGACAUAACUCAGAGUAAAGAUAGCCGAUUGAGAAGUCUUGCUGCCAAGGGUCUUGCUCAAUUGGGUGUACUUGAUAAACAGUCUUCUUAUUUUUAGGAUUGGUUCCACAAUUAUUUGGUUGCUUGUAUAUUUUAAGGCUCCCUCAUAAUUUAGUUAUUGAUCGAGCUCAAUGGCGUAGUGUGAUCCAUAUAGUCGACUUCACUUAGUGGGAUAAAACUUCUACUGUUGUUGUUGUUGUUGUAUAUUUUAAGGCACCAGGUGCAUUGAUAUAUGUGAAAACAUAAAUUUUACACAAACAA
This is a messenger RNA of Lotus japonicus, 2940 nucleotides long. RefSeq names its product U-box domain-containing protein 44-like. Lineage: Eukaryota; Viridiplantae; Streptophyta; Magnoliopsida; Fabales; Fabaceae. Gene Ontology annotation, molecular function: protein binding; ubiquitin-protein transferase activity. The coding region runs from base 338 to 2737 and encodes 799 amino acids. The transcript is spliced from 5 exons. The record is from RefSeq and is a predicted model, not a curated record. Gene Ontology annotation, biological process: protein ubiquitination.